Molecule: messenger RNA, 3030 nt
Organism: Morchella sextelata
Lineage: Eukaryota; Fungi; Ascomycota; Pezizomycetes; Pezizales; Morchellaceae
Exons: 6
Coding region: 1-3030 (1009 amino acids)
Biological process (GO): telomere maintenance; DNA repair
Molecular function (GO): DNA helicase activity
Source: RefSeq, a predicted model, not a curated record
AUGGCUAUAGUCCGUCAUUUUGGGCGUCCCUCACUAUUUGUUACCUUUACCGCGAAUCCAAAGUGGGAAGAGAUUACUGCGGAGUUACUACCGGGGCAAACUGCUGUUGAUAGGUCAGAUUUAGUUGCAAGGGUGUUCCAUCUCAAGCAACAACAACUCCUCCAAGAAAUAAAGCGUAAACACAUCUUUGAUCGCUAUCUUAGGUCUGUAUGGACCAUUGAGUACCAGAAGAGAGGGCUGCCACACAUGCAUCUACUGAUAUUCCUUCAUCCGGAUGAUCGCUUUCUGACAGCAGAGAGGAUCGACGAAAUUGUGUGUGCAGAGUUACCGGACCCCGCGACUGAUCCUACGGGGGAACUAAAUGCAAUCAUUAGAAGUUGUAUGGUACACGGUCCAUGUGGAGAGGCCAAUAUGCGAUCGCCCUGCAUGGCUUCAAAGGAGAAUGGGGGACCAACUGCAUGUUCGAAACGGUACCCUAAGGCCUAUCAAUUAGAGACAGUUGUACAGGAGGAUGGCUAUCCACUGUAUAGAAGACGUAAUGAUGGCAGAACCUUUUCAGUGGCAGUAAGGGGCUCAGGGUUUAAUCAAGAGUAUCAGAUGGACAACAGAUGGGUGGUUCCAUAUAAUCCUUAUCUUUCUUUACGGUAUAAAGCUCAUAUCAAUGUCGAGAUCUGUGGGAGUGACUCGGAUGAAAUUACUAGAUACCUCCAAGGGCGUUAUAUAGGACCCACUGAGGCUGUAUGGCGUUUGUUCGAAUACUGGAUGCAUGAAGAAUACCCGUCAGUCAUUCACUUGGCUGUUCACUUGCCUGGCGAGCAACCGGUAUACUAUGGGGAUAACUCUAACUGGGAGGAGUUGAUACAGAGGAUGCAAAACUCGAGAACUACACUGAUAGCUUAUUUUGAGUACAAUACAGAGCACGAGGAUGGUACCCAGUAUCUCUAUCAAGAUUUCCCGGUGUACUUUACCUAUGACGCUAGAUCGCGGAAGUGGGCAUCCAGGAAGAAAGGUGUGGCUAUUGGACGUAUGUGGCAUUGCAAUCCUAUGAUGGGGGAGAAAUACUAUAUGCGUUUACUGUUAACCGUGAUCCCUGGCGCAAGAUCUUUUGAUCAUCUGAAAACUGUCAAUCAUGUGCUGUUUCCUACAUUCAAGGCUGCAUGUAUUGCCCUUGGCUUAUUGGACGAUGAUCAAGAGUGGGUGCAGUGCUUUACUGAAACAAGCUUAUUCUCGAGCGGAUAUUCCCUCCGUACACUCUUCACUACUGCCUUACUAUUUGGCAACGUGACUGAACCUUUACAAUUAUGGGAUAGAUUCAAGUCAAAUAUCUGCGAUGACUUGCCCCGAGCUAUGGAAAAAAACACAGGUCUCAUUAUCCCCCCUGAGCUUCCGGAUGCCCACCUGGACUAUGGCCUCUACCUGAUAUCACAGAUUCUUGCCGACUCCAACAGAACGCUUAACGACUUUGGAUUGCCCCUCUAUACAGUGGAUUGGAACCGAACAGGUGGGAACGAGAUGAUUGCAUCAGAACUACGAUAUGAUGUGGUUGCGGAAGCGGCAAGUCUACAGUUGAGGAUUUCACAACUCAAUUCAGAACAGUUGGAAUGCUUUAAUACUAUUACACACAGUAUUGAAGAAGCUGCGUCCGCCCUAUUCUUCAUUCAAGGGCCCGCAGGUACUGGAAAAAUGUUCCUAUACAAUGUCAUCUGUAACCAUUUCCGCUCCCAGGGUAAGAUUGUGCUUUGUAUUGCCUCUUCUGGCAUUGCGGCACAGUUGCUCCCUGGAGGCAGAACAUCCCAUUCCAGAUUCAAAAUUCCGAUUGCUAUCCAUGAGGGCUCAACAUCUGACAUCAAACGGGGCACCCUGUUGGCCGGUUUAAUUCAAAAGACCGCGCUGAUCAUCUGGGAUGAGGUACCUAUGCAGAAUAAGUAUUGCUUCGAAGCGGUUAGCCGGACCCUGAAUGAUAUAUGUAGUGUGAGUGAUGAUUGCCUGUUUGGAAAUAUUCCGGUCGUACUCGGAGGGGAUUUUGCACAGAUUUUACCAGUUGUGCAACGCGGUAAUAGGGCUCAGAUAGUGCAGGCAUGCCUACAACGGUCUUCUUUAUGGCAGCAUUUCAAGAUAUUAAGACUCAAGAUCAACAUGAGGGUCCGCAAUGGUGUUGAGAAUGAGGCGUUUGCGGCUUGGCUUGGGCAGAUGAGCCAUGAUUCCCGAUGGUAUGGUAGAAUAUCUCUACCAUCAUACAUCCAGAGCUGUAAGACAAUUGAGGACCUUUUCGCUGAGUUCAAUGAUAGAGUUCUACAGCAAAUUCAAGGCGAGGUGCACACGUACUAUUCGGUAGACACUGUUGAUAGCGGGAAUUCAGAAGAGAAUGCAAACCUGCUACCUCCAGAAUAUCUGCAGGGUCUCAAUCCAUCUGGCCUCCCACCAUCUAUCAUCAAACUAAAGGUGGGGGCGCCCAUAAUUCUACUCCGCAAUCUAUUUCCGAAGCAAGGUCUCUGCAAUGGAACACGAAUGACGGUAACUAAACUGGGUAUACGGUGUAUCGAAGCCAAGAUUCUGGGUGGUGAGUUUGACGGGGAGCCAAAGGUUAUACCACGUAUACAGCUUUCAUCCACUGAGGGAGAUCUACCUUUCACAUUAAUGAGGAGGCAGUUGCCUAUUCGGCUAUGCUUUGCGAUGACCGUCAAUAAAUCGCAGGGUCAAUCACUGGAUGUUGUUGGGGUUGACUUGAGGUCUGAUCCCUUCACUCACGGGCAGCUCUAUGUAGCGCUCUCGAGAGUCACAGAUGUAGCUGGCUCGAUGGUGCUGCAACGAGAUGAGACACCGCCUCAAACAGACAACAUUGAUACAAAGGAUUUGUGCUGGAGCCGGUUGAAGGACUCGGGGGUUCUUGGUAAGGGAAGGGAAAGAGAGGUGGGUUACGGUAUUGGGUGUAGGAUGGGGGAAUGGAAGAAGCCGGAGGACUGGGUAUCGAAUGGUAGAACAAAUUCGGGAAGUGAUGGAAAGGAUCAGGGCAUGGAGGAAAUAGGAUAG